AUACAAGCUCAACUUUGACGGAAAAAAGUGUAAAGAGCCUGAAAAGACGUGUUUAAGAUUAUUCGAGUUGGUAUGAAGGUGCACAUGAUGCACAGAACAUGGAAUGGGAAAACACAGUGUAAUAUAUUUCAGGGACAAAUUUAGACAUUUUGCUUGAUAGACGUGUGUGUGUGUGUGUGUGGGGGGGGAGGGCGUAUGUGAGUGAGUAGUCUAUGUGUGUGUGUAGCUGUGUGUGUAUGAGCAAGAUGAAAAUUAGCUUGACCAGUGUUCCUGAUGGGAAAUGUAAAUGAUUGAUGAGUGUUUUAUGGCAUCAUUCAUAUUAGGCGGUGCAGAGGGACUUUGGAUCCAGGCUGGGAAUGCUUCAUCCAACCUGUUCAUGGGGCAGAAAUUAGGUUGACAUAUAGCAGCCAUUACUUAAGUUUAAUUUGAUAUUUCAGUCAGAAACAUAUUUAUCUGUGGUCAUAUAAUGUAGGGCCUAAGCCUACUAGGCCCUACAUUACUAGGGGUAACCAAGAGAAAGAGAUUGUGCUACACAUUUCUUCAUCUAGUCAGGAGUUGUUAAUAUUUUUUAUCAUGAAACCAAAUAUUCUAUGACACAUGAUAUCAUGUUACAUUUCCACCGUAUCAAUUGGUAGCCUAUCCCCUUUAUGGUGUUUGGGAAUAUGGUAGCUAUCAACACUAUGACAACCGUAUUUCUUAGACCAAAGUUCAAGCUCAUAAUCCAGUAGGUUUACGAUCUGCAGUCCCCACCUGUCCACCCAGGAAGCUACGUCCUCUGUCCCAGGGGGUACAUUGUUGCAUUCUACAUCUGAAGAUAGCUCUGUGUUUUACCGAAAUCUGAGGUUUUAGUGACAAUGCCUUCCAAUAAGAAGACCCUUCACUUCUUGUUGAGUGCUAAGGCCUCGGCUGUUGCCGUGGGAAUACUGGGAUUUGGGAUGUCGACAGAAUGGGCCUCGUCCACCAUGCAGUGCUCUAAGAAAGGUGACAAUUUAUUCAACGGCACCGCCGAACUGAAGCUCGGACUUUUCGAUGGAAAUUUUAUUAGAAUCACAUGUCCAACAUUUGGAGGAGAAGACACUGUUAAAGUGUUGACUAUGCUGGGGCAGGUGGGUGGAGCUCCAGUGGUCCUCCAAGCCCUGGUCAUCUUCCUUCUGGCCCUCUGUCUGCUUGGCUCAGCUAGCAGCAUCCUCAUCACCCUCUACAACAGCGUCAGUAACCCCUAUGAGACCUACAUGGGCCCCUUGGGCCUGUACGUCUGCAGUUCAGCCAGUGCCUGCAUGUCCUUCCUGGCCAUCAUCCUGUACGUUGUGAACGUCACCGCGACCAGGAUGAGCGAGGGUCUGGUGGAGAACUUUUUGGGGCCAAACUCAGUGGACCUGAUAAACAAGAGCGCUGAGAUGGGGGUAGGCUUCUUCAUGUUGAUCCCUUACCUGGUCCUCAACCUACUGGCCAUUCUGCUGGUGUACCUGUACGAGCAUGCAGCCUACACCCAGAGGCAAGAACAGCAGAGGCCCACAGAGGAUGCGCCCAAGGAGAUCAUGAUGUACUAGUGUCUGCCUCCGGAUGAGUCAGGGUCCUUCUCCUAGUUUAAAGACUGACAACUUCCUUCACACACAACCUUCUUAUUUUUUGUAUAAUAGAUGUGUUAUAUGAUACGAUACGUGAUAUGAUAAUGAAGGGGAAAGCAAGAUUCAUGUUCUGUAUGCUUUCAGUAGUCAAAAGGGAAUCUUCUGUAAUCGGCUUGCAUGAUCCAAAACUGCAGUGUUGAAUACCUAUAAUAAUAAUAGGAACAUUCUAAACAAUGCAGUAGCAAAUGUUAUUGUUAUUUAUCUACAACAUUUUUGUCUUGUCUACUAUAUAAACUGCUUAAAAAGAGGCAAACCCUAAACAGGCCAGUCUAUUUCAGGAUGUUCACUGCCAGCAUGAAACUACCAUGUUCUAAGUUCAUCAAAUGUUUCCAUUUUGGCAUAUAUUACAAAUGUUUAGAAAAUAAUAAUUCUGUAUUUUCAUUUUAUGGUUUCAACCCAGCGUUGAUCUAAUGACAUGUUAGUAGAUUUAGAGACUGUCAGAUAGCAGGGGACAGAGGUUCUUUUACAAACACAAGAAAAAUUGUUAAGUCGUUUUGCUUCUUUUUUAAAUAUUUUUUUUUACAAAUCUUAAUCUCAAUAUCUCCACAUAGCCCAAGAAACAAAGAAAACAUUUUUAAGGAUGCAAAUAUUUGUCAGAGAAAAGAAAAUCCUAAAAGAUUCCUUUGUCUCGCUGCCUGGGAAGCGCAGCAGCAGAAACAUUGUUUGUUGAAGAGAAUGUUAACCUUUACUGCCCUCUAUCUGCGGGAUGGAGCUCCUACAAAAGACGCAGGUACAUGUAAUGCCUUGAUAAAUAUGGUAGAUAUUGAG
Messenger RNA from Hypomesus transpacificus, 2396 nucleotides. Its product is annotated as clarin-3. The transcript is spliced from 3 exons. The record is from RefSeq and is a predicted model, not a curated record. The coding region runs from base 855 to 1550 and encodes 231 amino acids. Lineage: Eukaryota; Metazoa; Chordata; Actinopteri; Osmeriformes; Osmeridae.